AUGGGCGACGCUCGCCAUCUCGAGCCCAUGGGUUCUGAAUUUAGUCAAGAGGAAUUUACAAUUCUUGUCACGGGCUUUGGCCCUUUCCGCGUCCAAUAUCCCGUCAACCCAUCAUGGGAGAUUGCUCGCGGCCUGCCCGCCUACCUGCCGCCUCUGCGCGCCAAGGACCCCCGCGCCCGAUCAUCAUCCAGCGCCGAAGCGACCGCCGCCGCCGGUGCCGACAUGCCGCGCGUGCGCAUUCUCGUGCAUCCAGAGGCCAUUCGCGUCACCUACAAAACCGUGCGCGGGCUGGUGCCGUCCUUUUGGGACGACGCCGCCACCCAGCACGGCGGCCAGCGCAUUGACGCCUGCGUCCACAUUGGCAUGGCCAGCGCCCGCCCGCAGUACGCGCUGGAGCGGCGUGCGCACCGCACCGGCUACCUCAAGCCCGACGUCGCCGGCGAGUUCCUCGAGGACGAGUUGCCGGGCGGGCGCGACGGCGACUGGAUCUGGAGCGGCCUGCCCGACGAGCUCGAGUCGGCGCUGGACAUUCCCAACAUCCAUCUGCGCUGGAAGGAGCUCAGCUCGCCCGACAUGGAUUUGCGCAUCUCGGACGACCCCGGGCGGUACCUCUGCGACUUUAUUUACUACUCGAGCCUGGCGACGCUUCAUAAGCAGCAGCGUCCCGGCAAGGUCUGCUUCCUCCACGUCCCGGCCGACGCCUCCGACGUAGCUGUAGAGCGCGGCCGCGAGCUUGCUGUCAACCUGAUUCGCGCUGUUGCUGAAAGCGAAUUAGCGGACAAGAGACGCGCCGCCAAAUAA
Messenger RNA from Beauveria bassiana ARSEF 2860, 801 nucleotides. RefSeq names its product pyroglutamyl peptidase type I. Bases 1 to 801 code for a protein of 266 amino acids. The transcript has 3 exons. The record is from RefSeq and is a predicted model, not a curated record. Gene Ontology annotation, biological process: proteolysis. NCBI's taxonomy places the organism in Eukaryota, Fungi, Ascomycota, Sordariomycetes, Hypocreales, Cordycipitaceae.